This is a messenger RNA of Magallana angulata, 3030 nucleotides long. Its product is annotated as protein FAM43A-like. The record is from RefSeq and is a predicted model, not a curated record. The coding region runs from base 461 to 1489 and encodes 342 amino acids. The transcript is spliced from 4 exons. NCBI's taxonomy places the organism in Eukaryota, Metazoa, Mollusca, Bivalvia, Ostreida, Ostreidae.
CAUAGUACAUUUUUGCCAGUGGUGUCUCUGUCCACCAGUUUAUACCUGUAAGAUUUACGUGCAAAGUACAUGAUGGGACUUACACGCAUAUAGUACGGUAACCACAUUGAGAGUUCACCUGGACCGCGGGAGCCAAUCAGAGGGACGAGUGUGUACCACGUGACUCACCUGAAUACGAACUUGUCAUAUCGGAGAAAAGGUGUACAUACAUGGCACAGUGUGGAAGCAUCGAUCAAUUGAGGAUCUAUAACUUCUCGUGAAAACAAUAAGUGUGUCAUUAUCAAUGAUGUUGUUAUGAUGGAUAUGGACUACCCCGUACCAGAAGAGUUUCUGAAAACUUGACAGGCCAGUGUUACAGAACUAGAGAGAGAGAGGCAUCCAUUCACUCAAAACGCGGAAAUAGAAUUCACAAGGUAGAAUGAACUAACAUUGGUUUCAACCCCUUACAGUGUGACACAAAAUGAGUCUAUUUAGUUGGAAAAAGAACUUGUCUAUAAGUGACAAGGAGCCUACCUAUAAGGUUCGUUACCUUGGAAACGUUCAAACGACCUUGAUGCGCGGAGAUGGAUGUGUGGACAAGCCAGUGACCGUAAUUUGGAAUAAUUAUGUCCGCAGUUCGCAUCCCGGAUUAGAGAUGAAGCUCACAGUUUCCGGUUCCGGAUUGCGCGCGGAAACAAAGGAACAAGGGAUUACUGAAUACAGGGCACACAGAAUUUCGUACUGUAUAGCCCAUCCCAAGUAUCCACGACUUUUCGUCUGGGUGUAUCGGCACGAAGGUAAAAGAAUGAAGCUGGAACUUCGUUGCCAUGCCGUAUUGUGCAAAACGGAGGCAAAGGCUAAAGCAUUGGCUGUUCAAUUACACGAGAAACUAAAAUUUGCGCUCAAAGAAUUCAUGCGAGAAAAAACAAGAAAACAGAACUCCCGUUUAGUGUUACAACGAACAAAUUCGGUUCCUCAAUCAGGCGAGGUCUUGCCCAAAAGGACUCAAAUUCUGAGCACUGGAAAAAAUUUUAAACCCCCAAUAUCAAAAUCAAACACGGCUCCUAGACUUGGUGCAAUAAGCGAGGAUUUUGAGCAAGAUGAAAUGCUGGAGGAAGACAGCGAAAGUGACAUAGACGACAGUGACGACAACAAAUCGGAACAGGAAACGGUCAAAUCACUGAUGCUGGACAAGAAAUCCGAGGCAUCCAGUAUGAAGGAGUCGGACUAUGACGGGAUAGAAAUGUUGGUUCCCCGUGUGAUCGAUUUGGAGAUCGGAAACGACUUAAACGAGUUGAAAAAUGACAACGAUGUUCAGUAUUGUUUAAUUAAUGGUGAUUCAGACGAUGAGAGCUCGGAAUCCGGUUUUCAUGAGCAGGACCAGGACUCCAAAUACGGACUCAAUGGACACGAUGAUACCAGUCUUGGAGAGGAUGAAGUGUGCGAUUCCCCUUCCGGUAUCGUACAAGUAAUAUACGUCUCCGAGGCAACGGAAAAGACCACUCUCUAACACUUUGGAUAUUUAUUAUCACCAGUGCUUACAUUUUGCAGAACGUGAUAGAAAAUGGAGCAAUUAUUGAACAACGAACGGAGGCGUUGGCUUUACCUGUCCAAGAGGAUUUGCUCCAAAAUGGAUCUGAAAUCACCACAUGUUAAAACUAUGUUACACAGUUAGAGAUUUAUAUGCAUUUUAUGUUGACUUUUUAUGUUACUAGUAUUUUUUUUUCUCUCUCUCUCUCUCUCUCUCUCUCUCAUAUUGUUAGCCUUACCAUUGUUAAAUAUUUAUAUAUUGAAGUCUUUCAUAGUUGUGUAAACUUUGGAACGGUGAGAAAAGUGUAUGUACGUAGAACAGAUUUUGUAUCAUUGUGUAAAUGGGAAUCGAACAUCAUCUACAUGUAUAUUGUUAUUUUUUUCAGUUUAUUAUUAUUAUUAAUUUUUUUUCUUUUUCGUAUUUCUCAAUAUCAUAUAAAUAGAAAUAUUUAUUUAAAGAAAAACAUACGGGACUUCUCAAUGUUAAUGACAUAUUACGAUCUGUAACUAACCGUAGUGAUAUGUACAUCUACUUUGAAAACUAAUUAAUUAAGCAUAAUUAAGUUUCGACAUUUUUAGAGGGUUUUUUUUUUAUGAAUAUAACUAAAGAUUUGGACCGAUAGCUCCGACAAUCACACCGAGAUAUAUGUUUAACGUGUUCGAUAUGUACAUCUUCAACUAUAGUGCUCACGUACGAAGAUUAUUCAUUUGUGUCCGUUUUUUGUCCGUGUAAGAAAAGGGGAUUGGUUGGAGAAAAAAAAGAAAGAAAAAGAAAUAAUUGGGAUGUUUUGAAAUAACAAGUCGAUUAAACAUUUUCCGAGUGACACCGUUACUGUCUAAAGCUCUCUGAUCUCCGUCACACAAUUGUUUGCAUGUCUCAUCAUCCGGUGCAGUUCCGCGUUUGAACAAAGGGGAGAUAAAAAGUAUUUUUAGAGUCUCCAUCAAACCUUCUGGAGACUAGAAAAUUCCGGUUGCAAGGAUACUUAUCUUACGCUCACAGGUAGACAGAAUUCCGUGAUCUCUCUCCCUCGCGGACUGUAAACAUCAAUAUUGACAGAAUCCAGCCGGUAGAUCCGUAAUCGGCGAUAAAAUUACCGGAGUACACACAAUUUCUGGAAUUAUUCAAAUACCUUAGACUUUCAAUUUGUAAGCAAUAUCUUAUACAUAAGGACGCCGUGUAGCAAUUUUUACCCCGCACGAGGAACCAUAAAAUUAUACCCGUUGCGAUGUCACCUUCUCUUUCGCUCAAUCCUGUUUAAAUAGAAGAAGGUAGUAUAUACGACACCCGCCUUUCUAGAGAAUUUUUUUUAUUAAUAUGUUAACCGAAACAGUGCGUAGAUAUGUACAUCAGCAAUACCGGUAUAUGAUACAUGAAGAAAAGGUUAAGAAACUCUUUAUGUAAAUGAUAUUAGUGGAAAUUCUUAUGUAAUGUCAGUUUCUUGCAUUUUUAAAAAAAAUUUUGUUUAUUAAUCAAGAUUAUAUUCAUUGUGGUUUACCAAUAAACAGCCUGAUAAGAAAAAA